AUGGAUCAAUCAUGCAACGAAGCUAUUCAAAUACUCCAGGAGGUACUUACAAACGCAGAUCUACGUGCUGUGGCUGCGGGAGGACAAACGGGCGACUCUGAGACGUCAACAACACCACAUUUGCCCAUGGAGAAGAAACUUGCCGCCGUUUGCAUGCUGUUGCGCGAACAUUCACGAGUUUUACUAGAGCAAUUGUGUAGUAUUAAUGAGACGGCUUCAGGUGGAAGCUUAAAGUCUCCUCAAUGUAACGCUGCAAAUGAAUUCAACGACAUUAACGGUUACGCUUUACCGAGGAUAGUUGAUACCGCGUUGUUUGUGCGUAAAUCCCAGCUUCUGCGGGAGCGCGUCCGGCGCGUAAACUCCACGCUCGGCAGUGUGAAGCACGUCGGCUUACUGGGCGAUAGCUCUACUGGGCGACGUGUUAUAACGGAGCGGGCCCACGCUGCAGUAAAAGAACUUCUAGAUGUGGUGUUUACAGUCGCCUCGACCCUCUCUGUUACGCCCGUUUUGACCUUUUCUACCCAAGGUGGGGAGGACGUGGCUCCACGAGCCGUCAAAUUGCCCUCAGACGAGUUUUCCGCGGAACCCUUACUGGAGCACUCAGAACUUUGUAGACAAACGCAGGAUCAUAUAGUUACAAAUUAUCUUAUAUGUCACGAAGAUAGCGCAAUUAACUUGCCUCACCGCAAUGAAAAGGGAUUAAGCACAGUGAAGGAAGAGAGCAACGGUUACCGUAGUACAACAGGGAAGUUCCGUGUUGCCGUACUUAGCAAAUCAUUCCGCGGACCUCUCUGGCAGGGCCUGCUGCUCGAGGAGAACGCGAUAGUUGACGAUAUUGAUGGAACGCGCUGCACGUGGAAGGAUAUCUUUGCGAAGGAUGUAGGUGAGGCGUUUGGCAUCAACGCCCACUCUGUUUGGAACAUACGCGCUCUCGACGUUGGCACAGAAUGUGGGAGCGGUGCUGUGCAGCGGGUGCAGUUUCACAUUCGACUUCCUGCCUCUGUAGAUGACGCCAGAGCCGAGCUGCUUCUACGGCAAUGUGAGUUCUCGGGCUUGCUUGCCCAAUAUACUCGAUUGGAGGAGGAACUGGAGUCUGGUGGUGCUGGCUUUGCCAGCUCCCCAGCCGUAAAAGAUGCCAAUAAUGGCCACUGUGAACUAGAUGACGCCCCUCUGAAUACCCAUGGGAACGGCAUUUGGAACGGGGAUAAAUUACAGAGGUACAACGAUAUAAAUGACGAGUCCACUCUUUCAACCUUUCCAAUCACGUUGAGGGAAGAGGAGGCGCCUUCUUCUGGUCCACCUAGUCCUAACGAGGCAUUUCAUUAUGAUCCUGUUGGGCACACGGUGCGGUGGCCGCAGCAACCACCUGAGAGAGAAAGUGAGGUUCUUGGUACAGGCGGGGAGGGGCCGACACUGUUUCAGGCACGACUGAAUUUGGCUAGUUCAGAUGCUGCACCCGGUAAUUCCGUAGCGAAUUUUGGGGUGGAAAGUCAUGAUGCCGACGAUGCGUCGCAGGCACACGGUGCUGGCCCCUUACCGAACCAGGGGGAUGACAUCAGUAACUCACCGUCACUUCAGCCAAAUAGCUUCUCUGAGGAUUUACUCCCCAUUUCACUGUUUUCUUCCUCACAGCCGCAAGAAUCAUGCGAUGUAACGAAAAAACAAACCUCCGUUCUGCCGCAAGAGCAGAGCAUUAACCGGGAAUGGCUCUCCCAACUGCCCCCUCAACCUCCACAACGGCGACCGUACGCCAGUCAACAGGAUGCCCUGCAGCUCCUCACAACGCGGCACAAAAAGACAUUUUCUGGUACUGACUGGGAUAUAACAGUUAGCAGAUUUGAAGAUGAUAUUAUUCAGACAUUUUCGUCCGAAGUCACUGCACUUUUUGAAUUAUCGAGGGAGUGUGUGAAGGACGUUGAAUUUUCCCACGAGGAUAACAGUAUUGUUUUUGGGUUGGUGCACGACCGCUAUCUAUUGGAGGAUGAAAUAAAUGCUCUUAUUGCUGUAUUUGACUUCCCUCAAGUGCUCAAAAUUCACAAGCGUUGCCUCAACCAUGACAAACCGACCGCCGUCCGAUUUGACUGUGCUGCUGCGCAUGGAGCGGGAGGUUUGCACGAUCGUAUCGACGAAAACAAUGUGGUGACCACUGCACCACCAAAUGAUUUAUUGAGCAAAGAGGAAUGUUGUGCAACGCCACGGGGGCCGAACACGAGUGCUCAGCUCUUUGUCGAUGGUGGAGGUAGUAAUCCACUUGAAGGAGAGGAUGAGUGUAGUGAUAUAGCUGGUAUCGAUUGGCGACAACAGCAGGAAUUUUUUCUUCCUUCUCACGAAGAUUCACUUACGCCAGACAACGAGCCCGCAACACUUACCCAUAUCGCGCUUCUGCACGACGUUCCGCUCGAGUUGCUUAUCGCUUCAAAUCCGCACCUCGCCACGUUUGACGUCGACAUGCCCCUGCCCCAGUCUGCCAGGCUCCACAUCCCACGGUAUGGGCCCCUCACAGAAACACUUAGCAUGUCGCCGUCCCUACGAAGUCAAACACCCCCAUCACGCCGUGUCAAACAAGAAAUGAAUUUGAGAGCCGUAGCUAUGAAACUAGGUGUCAGCGUCCGCGAGCUGCGGCAAAGCAAUUCUCACCUUGACCGUUAUGGUGACACAGAACUUCUACCAUUGAGUUGCAGCAUUAACGUCCCAGCACUGCUUGUAGCCUCUGCUGAUAUUGGUAGUUUUAAUUCCUCUCAACGAAGCAGCCCUCAUUCAGUGGUACGCGCUACGAAUCGUACUCUGGACCAACAGCUUACCACAACUUGGCGUGGAAAGGACGGAACGCGUUACAGCUCGUACCAGGACCACAUACCAGGGGCCGGUGAGCAACCGUCUGAAAGUUUCCCCCCCAAGAAACCGUGUAGUGAACGAACCCUCGCACGUGUUGAAUCACGUUCACCCUCUCUACUAUCUCGUAGCGAGUCCAACAAGGAGCGCCGCUGGCAUUUUACGCCGUGGAGCGAGGGCGGGUCACCUAGUGCUCGUACUGCUCCGCGGAGUAGCACGGCGCGCUCAAUUCCUCCGUUCAUAGAAACUGCGGUCCGUGUUAUGACACGUGCAGUCAUGAAGUUUUUGCUGCUUCGUUUUUUCGCCAAGUGGCGGUUCUAUGCACGAGUGAAGGGUCACCAAGCGGUUAAGCAACCGAAGACCCUUUACAUGCAACUGAAGAAUCCCUCCCGUGGGGAAGCGCAGAGACUACCGACAACGGGAGGCAGCAAUAGAUCGCAGGAUGUGGUUGCGGAGAAGAGAUCUCGACCACAGGUGAGUGAUCUGCGAGCACGGUUACAGGAACUGAAGAGGAACAGUGGAACCCAGUCACAGCCAGGUGCAGCGCCGCGCUCCAUUUCCAAAAGCGUACCUCGAAGGGAUCCAUCGGCGACCAGAGAGGGGAAAAUGGUAUCUCCUGCUGUUGUAACAGGGGGGAGAGGGAGAAAAAUGACGCCCGUGGCAUCCGCACCGGUAACUAAUCGAACAAGUGAGGAGGGAAAGCAAAAGGAUGAGUAUGGAAGGCAAGGUCGCGCAAAUCAGCGAGCACCGUCUGCGGGAUCGAGGUUGAGGAGGGUAUCAUCCGAAGGCCGUGUUUCAUCUCCUGAAAAGACUCAGCGUGGCGGAAUGACCAAGUACCCGCAGCGCUCUAGAAGUCUGAACAACCAAUUACGUUUCACUUCAGCCAAUCCUUGCAGCACAGGUGCCCGCUCGCAAUCACCCUCGUGCGAAAUCAGGCUCAAAACAGGAGAGCCAAUGAUGCCGGAGUGGAUACCCAUAGGGCUAGUUAUCUCCCCUGAACGACUUACCGUUGAGGCGCAAACGGCAGAAGCUUCUGCCUCCGGUAUUGAGCGGGGUGAUAUUAUUAUGGAGGUAGAUGGAAAACGUGUUCGCACAAUCAGGGAUGUUCGCAGUGUGUUGUCCAGUGGACUUGCUUCGCAUGUAUUUGUGACGGUGCGAAAAAGAAAUAAAGCAAUUGCCGCGUAUCGGAUCCCACGCAGUGACGGUUGCAGAUAG
This is a messenger RNA of Trypanosoma brucei brucei TREU927, 4047 nucleotides long. RefSeq lists its product as hypothetical. The record is from RefSeq and is a predicted model, not a curated record. NCBI's taxonomy places the organism in Eukaryota, Euglenozoa, Kinetoplastea, Trypanosomatida, Trypanosomatidae. The transcript has a single exon. The coding region runs from base 1 to 4047 and encodes 1348 amino acids. Gene Ontology annotation, molecular function: protein binding.